GUCUAGCUGUCCGUCUGCCUGCCUGCCCGUCUGUCUGUCUGUCCUUCCUUCCAUUCCCCGCCAAACACCAGGACAUCUUUCAUCCCAUUCCACUCAUACCAACAAUCCCCCACACAGCCUCACUGUCUCCUCUUUAGCCCCACUGCUACCUAGCAUACACCUACGGUCCCACAGAUACCAAUCUCCACCAACACUACACAGAUAACACCCAGGGCCAGAGUCUAAUCCAUCUCUCCCUAUCAACAGCAAUACCUAACGGAACUCCUGUCAAUACCAAGCACAUUCCCAUCCUUCCUACCAUCAUGUUCGCCACGACUCUUCGCCAAGCCGCCCUGCGCUCGUCCGCACCUGUCUCUGCUCUCCGCUCUAGCGUCGGCUCCGGUCUUCUCAGGUCUACCGUCGCUGCCCCAAGGCUCGCACCUGCCCAGGACGCAAGGUCGCUCAGCAUCUGGACCCCCACCAUCCCCGACCACAUCCAGCAGAUCGACCACGAGAACCUCCGACAGCAGAACCCAGGACCCGCUCCCCCCGUCGAGAAUGUCGGAGUGGACGCUGUUCUUCGUGAGAAUGUGAACUCGCAAGACAACCACACGACUACAAUCUUCUCCGAGUUCUCCCUCGAGGGCAAGACUGCCGUCAUUUCUGGUGGUAAUGGAGGUCUUGGUCUGGAGAUGGCCCUUGCUUACGUUGAAGCUGGUGCCAACGUAUACGCCAUUGACAUGCCCGAGACUCCCUCUGAGGAGUUCAAGAUUGUUGCCGAGCACUGCAAGGUCAUGAACAGGAACCUUAAGUACAUUCAGGCCACUGUCACUGACGACGACCACCUAAACAAGGUCAUGGAGGCCAUUGUCGAGGAUUCCGGACGAAUGGACAUUUGUGUCGCCGCCGCUGGUAUCCUGCAGACUUACAACGCCCUGGACUACCCUGCCGAGGCUUUCAGGAAGAUGUUCGAUGUCAACACUCUCGGUGUCUUCCUGACUGCCCGAGCUGCUGCCCGCCAGAUGUACAAGCAGCCCGAGAUCCACGGUUCGAUUAUUCUGAUUGCCUCGAUGUCCGGAUCUAUUGUCAACCGAGACCACCACUGGGUAGCCUACAACUCUUCUAAGUCUGCCGUGCUGCAGAUGGGCCGUAACCUUGCAGCAGAGUGGGGACCUCACGAUAUCCGAGUCAACUGCAUCUCGCCCGGACACAUCCGCACCAGGAUGACCUCGGUCUACCUGGACGAGAACCCUCACCUGCUGGCCAAGUGGAGCAACAGCAACCCUCUGGGCCGUAUCGGACGAAGCGCCGAAAUCCGUGGUGUUGCAGUGUGGUUGGCCUCUCCCGCCUCGAGCUUCUGCAACGGAGCGGACAUUACCGUUUCUGGAGGUCACGGUAUUUGGUAAACUUGGACACUGGUCCUGUCAGACAGACAUUCCUACUGUAGUGGAAGGCUUUCCUUUGGCGCUCUCGCUCUCGCAAGGGAAUGCAAUAGAUGGAUUUGGGACCUCAAGCCGUUCUGAGGAGACUCUCUAACAUCCCCCUCACCCUGCCUUGGGUGGGGCAGGCAGAGCACUCCGGCAUGCAAUCCUCUGUCCAAGCAUUUCCCCCCUCCUCGAAGCUUUGUCGCGACAUGUUCCCCCUCCUCUUCU
Molecule: messenger RNA, 1631 nt
Organism: Microstroma glucosiphilum
Lineage: Eukaryota; Fungi; Basidiomycota; Exobasidiomycetes; Microstromatales; Microstromataceae
Product: NAD(P)-binding protein
Exons: 6
Coding region: 303-1385 (360 amino acids)
Cellular component (GO): intracellular anatomical structure
Molecular function (GO): oxidoreductase activity, acting on NAD(P)H, oxygen as acceptor
Source: RefSeq, a predicted model, not a curated record